AGGACCAUUGAUUUGGGAAAACUCAGGCAGGCAUGUAUAUUUGUAUGAUUCUGACAGUGUAGCUGUUUGUUUUCCAUUUGAUUUUUCCAGUUGAAGUCCAUACAGAUAAUAUUUCGAGUAUUACUUUUGCCUUCGUGUGUUCAUUGUUUUAUCUCCAACCAGGAGAAUUUACCAGGACGGAACUACACUUUCUGGCAGUGGUUUGAUGGCGUGAUGGAAGUGUUAAAAAAACAUCUCAAGCCUCAUUGGAAUGAUGGGGCUAUUUUGGGUUUCGUGAAUAAGCAGCAGGCCCACGACCUACUCAUUAACAAGCCAGAUGGGACCUUCCUGCUGAGAUUCAGCGACUCUGAAAUUGGUGGCAUCACCAUUGCUUGGAAGUUUGAUUCUCAGGAAAGAAUGUUUUGGAACCUGAUGCCGUUUACCACCAGAGACUUCUCUAUCCGGUCCCUGGCCGACCGGCUGGGGGACCUGAAUUACCUUAUCUACGUGUUCCCUGAUCGGCCAAAAGAUGAAGUGUACUCAAAGUAUUACACACCAGUUCCAUGCGAGCCUGCCACUGCUAAAGCAGUGUUUAGAGAAAAGUUUAUAGCUGCUCAGUGGCCGGAUUUCCCUGUUGUGAGUGAGGCCCAGCCCUUUAAAGCCAUGGCUCCGUCUUUCUGGCCUGCUGUGUACUGA
Molecule: messenger RNA, 675 nt
Organism: Hipposideros armiger (great roundleaf bat)
Lineage: Eukaryota; Metazoa; Chordata; Mammalia; Chiroptera; Hipposideridae
Product: signal transducer and activator of transcription 5B-like
Exons: 5
Coding region: 214-675 (153 amino acids)
Biological process (GO): regulation of DNA-templated transcription; signal transduction
Molecular function (GO): DNA-binding transcription factor activity
Source: RefSeq, a predicted model, not a curated record